AUGGCGUACAUUGCACCCAUUCACAAGCCGAGCAGCGUCCGCCAUGCGCUGAAGCUCAACUUCUUGUGUGCAGAGGAAGACUGUCUGGUAGUCGCGAAGGCGAACAGGCUCGAGUUCUACUCACAGACUGCCGAUGGCCUGGCUUUGCAGCACCAGAAAGCCGUCUAUGGCAAGGUCACCAUGCUCCAAAAGCUGCGCCCAGCCCUAUCCCAGACCGACCACCUAUUCGUGGGGACUGACCGGUUCACGUACUUUACCCUUUCGUGGGACGCCGAGGCCAAACAGCUGCAAACAGAAAAGUCCUUCGAAAGCGUGGCCGACAAUGCUGCUCGAGAAUCACAGACGGGCGAAAGAUGCCAUGUCGAUCCCACCGGUCGUCUCAUGACAGUCGAAGUCUACGAGGGCAUAAUCACAGUCAUACCCCUGGUGCAAAGAGGCAAGAAGAGGAAGCAAAUGGGACAGUCCGACAUUGCUCACCUUGGGGAACCUGUGCCUGUUCGAUUGUCGGAGAUGUUCGUCCGCUCAUCAGCCUUCCUAAAACCUGCAUCGGUCGACGAGAACCCCAAGAUCGCCCUCCUGUACGAAGAUACUCACUCUCGUGUCAAGCUCAAGAUCCGCGAAGUCAAGUAUAGCGGAGACGAGGUCGAGCUUGAAGAAAGUGAGAUUUGCAAGGCAGACAUAGAGCUCGGUGCUAGCCACCUGAUACCGGUGGAGGACCCUUCACACGGUCUGAUCGUGAUUGGCGAGACAUCUAUUGGACACUACGACGACGAAAGUGGCGAGCUACAAGUGGAGCCAUUAGAGGAAGCAACCAUCUUCGUAGCUUGGGAGAAGGUUGAUUCGCAACGUUUCGUACUCGCGGACGACUACGGUCGUCUUUACCUCUUCAUGCUUAUUCUGGAUGACAAGAAUCAGGUCCAGUCGUGGAAGCUCGACGUCAUUGGGCAAACUUCUCGUGCGUCAGUACUGGUCUAUCUGGACGCCGGAUAUGUCUUUGUUGGCUCACAUCAGGGUGACUCUCAAGUCAUCAGGAUCGCGGAGAAGUCGAUGGAGGUUGUGCAGGUCUUCUCCAAUAUCGCGCCCGUGCUCGACUUCACAAUCAUGGAUAUGGGCAACAGGUCAGGGGAGGGCCAAACGAACGAGUAUUCCUCUGGCCAAGCCAGGAUUGUGACUGGUAGUGGCGCGUAUCAGGACGGUAGCCUUCGAAGUGUCCGCAGUGGUGUCGGCUUGGAAGACGUGGGUUUGCUAGGGGAAAUGGAGCACGUCUCCAACCUGUUCAGCCUGAAGUCGAAACCCUCCUCCGACUACGUCGACACACUGCUCGUCACUUUCGCCAAUGAGUCACGCAUCUUCAAAUUCGAUCCUCAGGGGGAGGUGGAGGAAAUUGAAGAGUUUGCGUCGCUCGCCCUGGACGAGACCACGCUUGCCGCUGCGAACAUCUCACAAGGGCGCAUUAUUCAAGUGACGAACGGCCGAGCACGUAUAUGCGACCUGGAUGGCGGCAUGGUUGUUUCAGAGUGGAUGCCAUUUGGUGGCCAACAGAUCACUGCAGCCGCCAUCAACGACAGCCAUCUGCUGGUAUCGUUGGGCGGCGUUACGGUUGUGUCUCUUACCCUGUUGGCACCGCCCUACCGCAUUGGCGCAUCAACGGCAGACGGUGGCUUGCAAGUCAUCAAAGAGAAAGCUUUUGGAACGGAGAGCCAAGUUGCUUGCGUGGCGCUGCCACCCCGCUCCAGUCCUGUAUGCUUCAUUGGAUUCUGGAAAGAGUCUGACCUCGCCAUCUGUUCACUGGAUACACUAGACGCCGUGAAGACAGUCCAGGUCUCAGAAGAUUCUGUUCCACGCUCGUUGCUCCUAACACAAAUCUUCUCAGAGCAGCCGCCUACCUUGUUUGCUGCUCUAGCAGAUGGUAAUGUGGUAACCUACUCAUUUGACGCAGUGACCAACGAGCUAUCUGGGCGGAAGAGUAUUGUUCUGGGAACGCGCGAAGCUACAUUCUGCGCCUUGCCCCGUGGCAAUGGUCUGUUCAAUGUCUUUGCGACAUGCGAGCAUCCUUCGCUGAUCUAUGGAUCUGAAGGCCGCCUCGUGUACUCUGCAGUCACGGCAGAGAAAGCCACAACCGUUUGCCCCUUCAAUUCUGAAGCCUACCCUGACUCCGUAGCUAUCGCAACGCCAGAAGACCUCCGGAUAGCCCUUGUCGACACUGAGCGAACCACUCACAUCCAGACCCUCAAGGUCGACGAGACAGUGCGCAGGAUAGCGUACUCACCCAGUCUCAAAGCUUUCGGACUCGGCACAAUCAAGCGCGUUCUGAAGGGCGGAGAAGAGUUCAUGAUCAGCCACUUCAAGCUCGUUGAUGAAAUUCAGUUCAAGGAGCUCGACACAUAUCCGCUCAACGAAGACGAACUGCUCGAAUGCGUCGUCCGCUGCACUCUUCCUGACGGCUCAGGUGGAACAGCUGAGCGCUUCAUCCUCGGCACGGCAUACCUGGACGACCAGCAAGCGACAGAAGAGCGUGGCCGCAUCCUAGUCCUGGAAGUCACGGCUGAGCGCUCACUCAAGCUCGUCACCUCUCUCGCCGUCAAAGGUGGAUGUCGUUGCCUUGCGAUCUGCGAUGGCAAGAUAGUGGCUGCACUCAUCAAGACAAUCGUGGUCUACAACCUCGAAUUCCGCACACAAUCAAAGCCCGAACUCGUCAAAGCCGCAACUUUCCGUUGCUCCACGGCGCCCAUCGACAUCACUGUCAACGGCAACGUCAUUGCGAUAGCCGAUCUGAUGAAAUCCCUUGUCAUUAUCGAGUACAGGCCGGGCGAGGAGGGGCUCAGUGACAAGUUGACUGAGGUCGCAAGACACUACCAGACGACGUGGGCGACAGCCGUCGCGGAGGUAGACACAAACACAUAUCUUGAGAGCGAUGCUGAGGGAAACCUGGCGGUGUUGGUGCGCAAUCCGGAAGGCGUGACAGACGACGACAAGAAGCGGCUACAGACCACGUCUGAAUUGCUGCUCGGAGAAAUGGUGAACAGGAUACGUCGCAUCGAUGUCAUCGCGCACUCAGAUGCUGUAGUCGUACCCCGGGCGUUCAUGGGGACCGUCGAGGGCUCCAUCUACCUCUUUGGUCUGAUCCAACCCGCGUAUCUCGACCUCCUCAUCACACUGCAGAGUAAUCUUGGUUUGAUCGUACCGGCACCAGGCAACAUGGAGUUCGCGCGGUACCGAGCUUUCAAGAACCAAGUUCGGGAAAGCGAAGAGCCGUAUCGUUUCGUAGACGGCGAGCUGGUAGAGAAGUUCUUAGACCUGAAUGAAGAACAGCAAAUAAAGGCGUGCGAAGGGCUAGGGCGAGAUGUUGAAGAGGUGAGGGGGCUGGUUGAGGGCUUGAGACGAUUGCACUAG
Molecule: messenger RNA, 3393 nt
Organism: Didymella exigua CBS 183.55
Lineage: Eukaryota; Fungi; Ascomycota; Dothideomycetes; Pleosporales; Didymellaceae
Product: DNA damage-binding protein 1
Exons: 3
Coding region: 1-3393 (1130 amino acids)
Biological process (GO): proteasome-mediated ubiquitin-dependent protein catabolic process; DNA repair
Cellular component (GO): nucleus; site of double-strand break
Molecular function (GO): nucleic acid binding; protein binding
Source: RefSeq, a predicted model, not a curated record